This is a messenger RNA of Zychaea mexicana, 237 nucleotides long. RefSeq lists its product as uncharacterized. The record is from RefSeq and is a predicted model, not a curated record. The transcript has a single exon. NCBI's taxonomy places the organism in Eukaryota, Fungi, Mucoromycota, Mucoromycetes, Mucorales, Lichtheimiaceae. Bases 1 to 237 code for a protein of 78 amino acids.
AUGGAUUCACAAAACGCAAACAAGGCUUCUGCUAAAAUUGAUCAAGCCACUGGCGAUGUUAAAGAAACUGUCGGCGCUGCUACCAACAACGACAAGAUGCAGGCCGAAGGCAAGGCUGAACGCGGUCAAGGUCAAGUCGACGAAAUGACAGCUAACGUCGAAAGCUUUGUCAAAGGCAUCAAGGAUAAGACAGAAGGCGCAUGGAAAGGCCUUGUCAACAGUAUCACUGGUAAAUAA